CAUCAGAGUGCCACUAGCUCAAGAAUAUAAAGUCUUAACUGUUUUGUUCACCGACUGUCGCAAUUUUGUCGUCGACGUCGCCGUUUGGUUUUACCUUUUGAAAAUUUCGCAACAAAAACUGACGACUAUGCCGAAAGAUACAGUUAUCAAGGUGCAGGAGUAUAAAGACACUCUGAUCCAGAAGGCGGAGCUGCUGAUUACCAAGUGUUUCCCGGAGAAGAUUGUCCAGCUAAACGAGCUGCUCGCAACGCCCAUGUUCAAUGAGCGCGAUUUUGAGGAAGUCCACCAGGAUGUAAACAUUCCGGUCCUGCCGGCAGUGCUAGCCAAAAACCACGACGAAAGCGCCAACGAUGAUCAUCCGCCGAACAAGCGUGCACGCAACGAUGUCAUCGUCGCGGGGUCCCCGAUACUGGCUUUGCCAAACGGCUCAGUGUCGUGCAACAAGCCACUCUGCGAGAUGAUCAAAGUCGUCAAGCCGAUCAUCCGUACUCUGGUAGAGCAUUCCAAUCUCUUGAAGAUGUGGAUCUCUUUCAUGAUACCGAAAAUCGAGGACGGCAACAACUUCGGCGUCUCCAUCCAGGAGGAUACCCUUGCCGAAAUCCAGACCGUCGAGUCGGAGGCGGCCGCCUUCUACGACCAGAUCUCGAGAUACUUCCUCUCGCGCGCUAAGGUCGUGUCAAAGGUGGCGAAAUAUCCGCACAUCGAGGACUACCGACGAGCCGUCGUCGAGCUGGAUGAAAAGGAGUACCUCAGUCUGUGGUUGGUGGUCUGCGAGGUGCGCAACCGCUACUCUUCGCUCCACGACAUAGUCAUAAAGAACUUGGAGAAGCUUAAGAAGCCACGCUCCUCGAACACCGAGAGCCUUUACUAGUGAUCCAUAAAUACCUUCUUUUUUUUCUCUACCCCAUACAUAUAUCCUGCUCGAAUGUGCCCUGGAGCAGGGUUUAGCAAGGCCCUUGCUCCAGCAUAGAAGGAGAGCUGGCGAACGAGACAGACCGAGAAUCUUUUGACACAUUGAAAUCAUACUCGAUGCUUUUCCAUUUUGAAUUACAGAUAAAGAAAUAACAAUUAUGAUUACAAUUAUUCUUACACAUACAAUAACAGUAAAAGUAAAGUUAAUAGUGACUAGACAGCGAACAAAAGGCGAAUUUAGGGGAUGAUUUCAUUAACCAUUUGUAGAAUGUCUAGGGUAACGUGAAAGAAGUAACAAGCAAAAAUUUGAAGAUGUAUAGAUUCCAAGAAAUGUCUAUAGCUAUACAUGUAAUAAAUAAAUCCAAUGUUGCAAAGAAACAAAAACCCCGAAAUAAGAGAAGAUGCACACAAAUUAUUGUUACACUUGACAAUUUUGUAAUCUACAGUCUGUAAUAAAAACCUAUGUGACUUUUGGCUGAGUAAGCAA
Drosophila persimilis is the source of this 1399-nucleotide messenger RNA. It is a transcript of the gene REG, whose product is annotated as proteasome activator complex subunit 3. Gene Ontology annotation, cellular component: nucleoplasm; cytoplasm; proteasome activator complex. Gene Ontology annotation, biological process: regulation of G1/S transition of mitotic cell cycle; positive regulation of endopeptidase activity; regulation of proteasomal protein catabolic process. NCBI's taxonomy places the organism in Eukaryota, Metazoa, Arthropoda, Insecta, Diptera, Drosophilidae. The transcript has 2 exons. The record is from RefSeq and is a predicted model, not a curated record. The coding region runs from base 128 to 871 and encodes 247 amino acids. Gene Ontology annotation, molecular function: endopeptidase activator activity.